ACAUUAAACCCCAACACUGCAACUGGGACUCCGGAGCCUGCUGAAAUGUCAGCUCGCAUCCAAAAUGCUGCUGACAUCUCUGUCAUUGUCAUCUAUUUCAUACUUGUGAUGGCUGUUGGGCUGUGGGCAAUGCUGAAGACCAACCGAGGCACAGUUGGAGGGUUCUUCCUAGCUGGUCAAGAGAUGUCCUGGUUUCCAAUGGGAGCCUCUCUCUUUGCGAGUAACAUCGGAAGUAACCACUUCGUGGGCAUAGCUGGAACAGGAGCAUCUUCAGGAAUUGCUGCUGGAGCAAAUGAAUGGAAUGCGUUGGUGCUGGUGCUCAUUCUAGGAUGGGUCUUUGUCCCUAUCUACAUCAAGGCAGGGGUGAUGACGAUGCCAGAAUAUCUCAGGAAGCGGUUUGGUGGGAAGCGACUCCAAAUCUACCUCUCAGUCCUCUCCCUCAUGCAGCUUAUGAUCCUGCAAAUCUCAUCAGGCUUAUUUUCUGGAGCCAUAUUCAUCCAGUUGGCCUUUGGAUUGAACCUUUACCUGGCAAUCUUCAUCCUCUUGAUUGUCACUGCUGUUUAUACAAUCACUGGGGGCUUGGCCUCAGUGAUUUAUACAGACACCCUCCAGGCUGUCAUCAUGGUGAUUGGCUCUGCUAUUCUCAUGGGGUUUGCAUUUCAUGAAGUUGGAGGCUAUGAGAGCUUUAUUGAGAAGUACAUGAACGCCAUCCCAUCAGUAGUGGAGGGGGACAACCUGACAAUCAGCCCCAGCUGCUACACUCCUCAGGCAGACUCCUUCCACAUUUUCCGAGAUGCUAUCACUGGAGACUUUCCAUGGCCAGGAAUGACCCUUGGAAUGACCAUUUUAGCUCUGUGGUAUUGGUGUGCAGAUCAGGUCAUUGUGCAGCGCUGCCUGUCUGGCAAGAACAUGACUCACGUGAAGGCUGCCUGCAUCAUGUGCGGCUACCUGAAACUCUUGCCCAUGUUCCUUAUGGUGAUGCCUGGGAUGAUCAGCCGUGUUCUCUACACAGAUAAGGUGGCCUGUGUCGUCCCUUCUGAAUGUAUGAAACACUGUGGCUCUGAAACUAGCUGCAGUGACUAUGCCUACCCAACACUGGUGCUGGAACUGAUGCCAAAUGGACUGCGAGGCCUGAUGCUGUCAGUCAUGUUGGCCUCUCUCAUGAGCACCCUGACCUCCAUCUUCAACAGCGCCAGCACCCUCUUCACCAUGAACCUCUACACCAAGUUGAGAAAGAAAGCAUCAGAGAAAGAGCUGCUGAUAGCUGGACGGGUAUUUGUCACUCUACUAUUUGGUGUCAGCAUUCUGUGGGUCCCAUUAAUCCAGAAAUUUCAAAAUGGACAAUUAUUCCAUUACAUGUCAUCAAUUUCCAGCUACUAUGGGGCUCCAAUUGCAGCAGCCUUCUUGCUUGCUGUCUUCUGCAAAAGAGUCAAUGAACCAGGAGUAUUCUGGGGUCUAAUGGUUGGUCUUGUAAUAGGCCUGAUUCGUCUGAUCACAGAGCUUGCAUAUGGAACAGGAAGUUGCCUGGCUCCCAGUAGUUGUCCACAGAUUAUCUGUGGAGUGCACUAUAUGUACUUUGGCCUCAUUCUCUUUUGUGUGACAGCUGUGGUCAUCCUGGGAAUUUCCUUCCUAACAAAACCAAUUCCUGAUGUGCAUCUUUAUCGCCUGUGCUGGGCUCUUCGGAACAGUACAGAAGAACGAAUCGACUUAGAUGAGGAAGACAAAUGGCAAGAAGAAGUUGGUGAUGAUGCUGAAGAUGAUUUGUUCAUCUUUUUUGUUUCAGAUCAGCCAGAAGAAUCCCGUGGAUGUUUCAGGAAGGCUUAUGACAUAUUCUGCGGUUUGCAAAACACAGGACCUAAGCUGACCAAAGAAGAGGAAGAAGCCCUGAAGAAGAAACUCACAGACACGUCUGAGAAGCCUUUUUGGAGGACUGUAAUGAACAUCAAUGCCAUCAUCCUUCUGGCUGUGGGAAUAUUUGCCUAUGCCUACUUUGCCUGA
Messenger RNA from Castor canadensis (American beaver), 1998 nucleotides. Its product is annotated as solute carrier family 5 member 4-like. Gene Ontology annotation, molecular function: D-glucose:sodium symporter activity. Gene Ontology annotation, biological process: transmembrane transport; sodium ion transport. Gene Ontology annotation, cellular component: plasma membrane. NCBI's taxonomy places the organism in Eukaryota, Metazoa, Chordata, Mammalia, Rodentia, Castoridae. The record is from RefSeq and is a predicted model, not a curated record.